GUGGUAAAAAGAGACACACACAAGCUGUGUUCUUCAUUCUGUCGGCUUGAAGAGGAAAAAAAAAACAUUUUUCACGUCAAAAUCUGCAUUGAUUCAUCUUCGUGCUGUUUACAGGAUCCUGCAUUUUCUUUGCCCCAACAAUAACAAAAAAUGUGGACGAUCCCGAAGCCAAGAUACAGAAGGUGUGAGGAAGAUGAGCCUGAGAUCACUGUGAACAUCGGUGGGGUUCGAGUGGUGCUUUUUGGGGAUGUCCUGAAUCGUUACCCCGAGAGCAGACUAGCCGAGUUAGUGAACUGCUCAUCAGCUCGCAAUGAUGAACUUAUUUCGUCUCUUUGUGACGACUUUGACCCUGGCAGAAAGGAGUUUUACUUCGACAGAGAUCCAGAUGCCUUCAAGUGCAUCAUGGAUGUGUACUACUUUGACGAGAUCCACAUUAAACGUGGCAUUUGCCCCAUAUGUUUCAUCAAGGAGAUGGAGUUCUGGAAAAUAGACCAAAGUGUUUUAGAUGAGUGCUGUAAAAGUUACCUAAGCGAGAAAGAAGGGGAGCUGAAGGAGAUCGCUAGCAAAGUGAAGGUAAUUUUGGAUGACAUGGAGGUGAACCAGAACGCUACGAGGAUCCAGCAGUGUCAGAGGUUCUUAUGGAGGCUGAUGGAGAAGCCUGGUUCCUCCUUCCCGGCGCGCGUAAUCGCCAUCGCGUCUUUCCUCUCCAUCCUGGUCUCGGCUGUGGUGAUGUGUGUAGGAACCAUUCCAGACUUGCAGGUAACAGACGCCGAGGGGAAGCUGGUGGAACACCCGACUUUGGAGGCUAUCGAAACCGCCUGCAUGAUGUGGUUCACCGCAGAGUACUUGCUGCGCCUCGCCUCCUCGCCCAAUAAGUUACACUUUGUGCUCUCCUUCAUGAACAUCAUAGACUUCAUGGCGAUCAUACCUUUCUACGUGGUCCUCAGUCUGACCUACCUCGGCACCACCUCCAUGAUGGAGCUGGCCAAUGUUCAGCAGGCAGUGCAAGCGUUGCGCAUAAUGCGCAUAGCGCGUAUUUUUAAGUUGGCACGACACUCGUCCGGACUCCAGACGCUCACCUACGCGCUCAAGAGGAGCCUGAAAGAGCUGGGUCUGCUCCUCAUGUACAUGGGGGUAGGGAUUUUUGUCUUCUCAGCUUUGGGCUACACUAUGGAACAAAGUCACCCCGAGACUCUCUUCAGGAGCAUUCCACAAUCCUUCUGGUGGGCCAUCAUCACCAUGACCACCGUAGGAUAUGGAGAUAUCUAUCCCAAAACCACACUGGGCAAGUGCAACGCCGCAGUAAGCUUCUUGUGUGGAGUCAUAGCCAUCGCUUUACCCAUACACCCCAUCAUUAAUAAUUUUGUGGUGUUCUACAACAAGCAGAAGGUGCUGGAGACUGCAGCAAAGCAUGAAGUGGAGCUGAUGGAGCUAAAGUCCGUUGGAGAGCACCGCAGAAAAGACAGCGAUAACGAUGACACAUAGGAAACUCAUAGAGUGCGUAUAAUGUGCUGUAUAAUGAAGAACUAUUAGAAACACCUGCACAUAUUCCAAUAACUAGGCAUGCAUGGUCGUAGACAGUCACAAGGCAUCCCACCUGACAUCCUCAUUUGUCUAUAAGACUAUGUACCGUACAUGUUGUUGACCUAAGCAGUCGUCGUUAAUAAGCAGUCACCGUUAAUAUGAAAUACUGAACUUUUGACACUUAACCUCUAUGAAAAAUUAACUAAAUCAUUUUUGGUCCAUUUUUUAAAAAUCCAAAUCCAAAUAAAAGUGUGAUUUGUGUUUUGUUCAUACAAAACUACCUGGUUCAGGGGACCAUGAAUCCAAUGAACAACACAGGCUAUGGGAUCACUGCAGACGGCCGUCAUUUUAAACAUAGAAUGCUACCAAGCUAACUAGUUAGCCUCCAAUUUAGUUAUUCUAGACUUAGGAAAGUGGGAAAGAAUAACAGUAAGAAGCCGAAAAAAUUACCACUUCCACAUGGAAUGGGAGGAUAACUUCAUGUCAGCAUACUCUUACCAUACGCUAACAUUACUGACUCCUAGUGGCCAGAAUACUACAUAUAAUUGGCCUUUCAAUACUUUUUGACUAAAUAGUUCAUAGUCAACCACAAAACAACAGUCAUUUAUUUAUUUUUGGAAAAACUGAGUGAGGGAGCCAUGUUUGAAUCACAAUGUAGCGGCUGUAUAGAAAUUGUAAAGGGGACCUAUUACACUUUUCUGAUCUAUACAUAUAGUUAUAAUGUUGUAUUCUUGUGUUAAACGAUGCCAAAGUUUCAGAUAAUGAGGUUUGUGCAUUUGGAAGUGAGCCCUGAAAGAAGUUUGGGAUGGCUCAAAACGCUUGGUUUCAAAAGGCGUGGUAAAACUGUCCCUUUGUGAUGUCACAGAGGGGCGGACUUCCUAAUAUGGUUUGGGUGUGUGACCAAUCACAGCGUGCCUGGAGGUGGCCUGUGGGUGGAAUAAAUUAAAACAGACUGUUUUGGCAGGAAGCACAAAUCAAAGGAAAUACAGCUGGAAUAGGUGCACAUUCUGGAAGAUCUAAAAAGUUGAGCAGCGUGGAGCUGCUCUAUGGGAGACCACAACACAACUCAAUACAAAGGGUAAAAAAAUGAGCAUAAUAGGUCCCCUUUAAGGUUGUAUUGCAACAGCAGGACAUACUCCAUAAGCAGUUGUUGACAAACUAAAAUGUAAACUGAAUCCAACCAUUGCUUGCACAUUUACUUGUGACUCUUGUCACAGCAAGGGCAAUGAUAAAGGUCUAAUUUGCUGACAAGGUUUUCAUCCAUUUGUGCAUAUUCUUUUCUUUUCAUUUCAUAUUGUCGAGACAGGAGUGUUCGGUUUGAGCUGUGAUUUAGAGUUUGGGCUAAAUAAAAAAUAAAAUAAUAAUAAAUAAUACAAUCCAGGUUAAAAAAAAAAGCUAUGCUUUUAUUUUGAGGCUUAUUUUGCACUGAACAGAAAGUCACUGUGCACAUUUUAAUAAUCUUGUGUAACAGUAGUUAUGUUGUGGCUGCUUCGCAAUAAUACAAAAGUUAAUCUUACUGUAUUUUCUGGACUGGUCCUGCGAUUUAUACGUACAUAAUUUAACCCGUUUUUCAAAGUUAAUCCACGCUGACUGUCAUAAACCAAGAAGUGAACAUUACCUUUGACAACUGUGAGAGGCUUAGUGACAUUAGUGAUGAAGAAUAUGAUGUGAUGUGGAAAUUGGUGAAAUUACCGGUAACUUUCUUGUUGGACUCGCUGGCCUGUUAUAUUCAUUUAGCCUAUUCAGCCUCCCAGGUAUGUUCUCUAUGCUAUUGUGCAGCUGAAUUACUGUGAAUGUGUUAUGUUACCAUACCAGAGACCUAUUCAGCCUACUGUUGUGUGUGCUACUGUGUAUUUGAAUAGCUCGCCUUUCCAGGUGCAAUGUCGGUUCUUGGUCAUGAAUUUUGUGAAAUAAACUUGGCGGAAA
This is a messenger RNA of Doryrhamphus excisus (bluestripe pipefish), 3450 nucleotides long. RefSeq names its product potassium voltage-gated channel, subfamily F, member 1b (gene kcnf1b). Gene Ontology annotation, cellular component: voltage-gated potassium channel complex; membrane. The record is from RefSeq and is a predicted model, not a curated record. Lineage: Eukaryota; Metazoa; Chordata; Actinopteri; Syngnathiformes; Syngnathidae. Gene Ontology annotation, molecular function: voltage-gated potassium channel activity; protein binding. Gene Ontology annotation, biological process: protein homooligomerization; action potential; potassium ion transmembrane transport.